Molecule: messenger RNA, 855 nt
Organism: Alternaria ventricosa
Lineage: Eukaryota; Fungi; Ascomycota; Dothideomycetes; Pleosporales; Pleosporaceae
Exons: 1
Coding region: 1-855 (284 amino acids)
Source: RefSeq, a predicted model, not a curated record
AUGAUGCCUUCCCUAAACAUACCUCCCGACUCCAAGGUUCCGCGACGUCUAGCCUCUGAUCCCUUGCCGCAAGAUGGAGAGUUCCGCGUCCCUGCUCUACGACCAUGGGACCGCGAGUCUUACAACAGCACAUACAACAUGGAUCGCAACCUCCGCUUCAUGAACACCAGUAUCCUAGCCGAUCUUCACGGCCUAUCUGUUGUCCCGCAAAUCUACCAAAUGCUCUUCCAUCGUACUCGCGAAUUCGCCGCGAGCGUCCACAAGCUGGUGGACGUCGCGCCAGCAUUGUGGGCAGAGGCGGCAUGUUUACUGGUUGAUUGGGGCGUCAACGUUCUGCGACACAAGGAGAUCAGACUGGAUCGGUUCCUACAUAGCCAACGCGAGAGUCUGUAUUGGAUUUUGGACGAUGCGUUGUUGACGAUUUGUGUGGAUCAAUGGGAUCCACCAUCCUCACAUCCUACCCAACCACGCACAUCUUCAUCAUCGACCCCCAAACUCAUACCAUGGGACAAAGCUACAGCACCAGUGACGCUAGCGUUGUCAAGGGCUCGAGAUCUGCUGCCGGUAUGGGCCGCGCAAGAUCUACAAGAUUGGGAGAAGUGGGGGUUCGCCCGCCCAUACACUCAGGCUCGGUACAUGACCGCUGGCUGGUUCCGUCGAUCCACAAAGUUCCUGCACGAAAGCAGCAGGAUAUUCGAAAUUUGGAGGACUAUGAAGCGGUGGGGCGGCGGCCAGCUCCCUACUGAGCUGGCGAAUGUCAUUAUGGAAGACGUAGCAACGUCUGAGAAGCUUCCGCUGGGUGACCUGCGGCUGCAUUAUUUCCCGAAGGACAAGUCGAGAGCGCAAUUGAUAUGA